This is a messenger RNA of Ziziphus jujuba (common jujube), 1363 nucleotides long. Its product is annotated as NADPH-dependent aldo-keto reductase, chloroplastic. The coding region runs from base 94 to 1041 and encodes 315 amino acids. The record is from RefSeq and is a predicted model, not a curated record. Gene Ontology annotation, molecular function: aldose reductase (NADPH) activity. Gene Ontology annotation, cellular component: cytosol. The transcript has 7 exons. NCBI's taxonomy places the organism in Eukaryota, Viridiplantae, Streptophyta, Magnoliopsida, Rosales, Rhamnaceae.
CAAAAAUAUCAUCUCAGUGAACACUCUAACCCCCCUCGGCUACUUCAACUCUACGUCGAAAAGACCACGAUUUUUCUCGAGAGUUUUCUGGAAAUGGCGGACGAAAUUAGGUUUUUCGAGUUGAACACAGGCGCUAAGAUUCCUUCUGUUGGGUUGGGGACCUGGCAAUCGAGCCCUGGUGUGGUCGGCGAAGCCGUCGCUGCUGCGAUCAAGGCUGGAUAUCGCCAUAUUGAUUGUGCUGCAGUUUAUGGCAAUGAGAAGGAGAUUGGUUCCGUUCUAAAGAAGCUAUUUGAAGAUGGUGUGGUGAAGCGUGAGGAUUUGUGGAUUACCUCUAAGCUCUGGAAUACUGAUCAUGCACCAGAGGAUGUGCCAGAGGCAUUGAACAAGACUUUGCAAGACUUGCAACUUGAUUAUGUUGACUUGUACCUUAUCCACUGGCCAGUAAAGUUUAAAAAGGGGUCAACAGGCUUCAAGCCUGAAAAUCUUGUUGAACCAGACAUACCAGGCACUUGGAGAGCAAUGGAAGCACUCUAUGAUGUUGGUAAGGCUCGAGCUAUUGGUGUAAGCAAUUUUUCUACAAAGAAGCUGGCAGAUUUGGUAGAUGUUGCACGUGUUCCUCCUGCUGUCAACCAGGUGGAGUGCCAUCCCUCAUGGCAGCAGGGCAAGCUACAUUCAUUCUGUAAAACCAGUGGCGUUCACCUAUCUGGUUAUUCGCCUUUGGGUUCUCCUGGCACCACGUGGAUCAAAAGUAAUGUCCUUCAGAAUCCAAUUCUUAAAACAGUGGCAGAGAAAUUAGGAAAAACUCCUGCACAGGUUGCACUUCGUUGGGGCCUGCAAAUGGGUCAUAGUGUUCUUCCUAAGAGUACAAAUGAAGCAAGGAUUAAGGAGAACUUUGAUGUUUUCAGUUGGUCUAUUCCAGAGGACUUAAUGGCCAAGUUCAAUGAAUUCGAGCAGGCAAGACUAAUCAGAGGGGCUUCCUUUGUUCAUGAUACUUAUGGUGUCUACAGGACCCUUGAGGAGUUCUGGGAUGGUGAAAUCUGAAAGUGAAAUAUGUGCGCUUUAUCGAUUGGGAACGAAGGAAGCGGGAAAUACAAAUGCUACUGGAUAAAUUGUUUCAUUUGAGGACCUUUAGAGGGUUUUGAUUAAUUGGGAUUCACCUACUAAGUGUUUCGUUGUUAAAUAGACGAGCAUUAGACUUAAGGCUUUGGACAGAUAAUCUGCGUUAUUAAUUUUUUUUUUUCCUUCUCUUUGUUGUGUAGUAAAAUACUAAAUAGGACGGAAUAUCAUUGAUCCCCUUCCAAAUGGAGUUCAUUGUAUGUUGUUUUUAUCUAAAACUAAAAAACGGUGUUUUUGGAUGGGUCUA